Penicillium chermesinum is the source of this 1806-nucleotide messenger RNA. RefSeq lists its product as uncharacterized. Gene Ontology annotation, molecular function: NAD+ binding; oxidoreductase activity, acting on the CH-OH group of donors, NAD or NADP as acceptor. NCBI's taxonomy places the organism in Eukaryota, Fungi, Ascomycota, Eurotiomycetes, Eurotiales, Aspergillaceae. The coding region runs from base 1 to 1806 and encodes 601 amino acids. Gene Ontology annotation, biological process: fatty acid metabolic process. The record is from RefSeq and is a predicted model, not a curated record. The transcript is spliced from 3 exons.
AUGACCUCAGCGUGGCAGCCACCCAAGAACUACCGCACACGGCCCGUUGCGCUCCUCGGAGCGGGGGUCUUGGGCCGUCGAAUUGGUAUGUUCUACUGCGUCAAACUGGACACCCUCUUUGUGCAAGAAGUUAACAAUCGUGCAGCGGCCAUUUGGGCCUCCGCGGGCUACAGUGUCCACGUCCGUGACCCCAGUGCGGACCAACGUGCGGCUUGCGAAACCUAUGUGAAAGAGAAUGUGGCUUCAUACGCAGCCAAUACGGGUGCCGAGCCGGGCAAAGUCACCACCUUUGAGGAUAUGGCACCAGCCCUCGAGAAUGCCUGGCUCCUCAUUGAGGCUGUUCCCGAAAAAAUCCAGUUGAAAAUUGAUACGUUCGAGCUGGUUGAGAAACUGGCUCCCGCCGACUGUAUUCUGGUAACCAAUUCAUCGUCCUACAAAUCGUCGGAGAUGCUCGACAAGGUCUCGGACAGCACCAAAGCUCGCAUUCUGAACAUGCAUUACUACAUGCCUCCAGCAGUCAUGGUCGUGGAACUGAUGACCGACGGCUUUACCGAACCGGCUAUCUUUCCUUUCCUGGUUGAGCGCUUGAAGGAAGCGGCCACCCUGCCAUACGUUGCGCGAAAGGAAUCCACCGGCUUCAUUUUCAACCGCUUGUGGGCCGCCAUCAAGCGCGAAACCCUCACGAUUCUUGCCGAGGGAGUCUCGACGCCGAGUGAAAUUGAUUCGAUGUGGGGAGAGAUGUUCAUCAAGGGCAAAAUGGCGCCCUGCAAGGGCAUGGACAGCGUCGGUCUGGACACUGUGGCAUUCAUCGAGAAACACUACAUCGCCGAACGGGGCCUCUCCGGCACCAAAACCGUUGACUAUCUUCAAACCAACUACCUGGACCAGGGCAAGCUUGGAAACAAGUCCGCAGCCGGCGGUCUUUAUCCAGCCCCUGGAAGUUCCGAGACGGACGGUGACAGCCACAGCCUCGUCGUUCUCGACAUUGGCUUGUCGGCCAAAGAACCGAGCUUGCACGCCGGCGAGGUGCUGCAAAUCUCAACAGAUGGACAGGUGCAAAAGGUUCUCGUCACCGGUCAAGCUCUGCCGGAUGGUCUUGCCGUAGACUCUGCGAGCAAACGCAUGUUCUGGACCAAUAUGGGUGUCCCUGGAAAGGACGAUGGUUCCGUCAUGUCGGCCAAUCUAGAUGGAUCUGACAUCCGGACGGUGGUGUCACCGGGGACCGUCAACACGCCCAAGCAAUUGACGCUAGACACAAAAUCCCAAAAGGUCUAUUUCUGUGACCGCGAGGGCAAGCGCGUCCUUCGCUGCAACUAUGAUGGCUCGGAAUUUGAGGUCUUGGUCGCGACGGAGAAUGCGGACAGCCCGGACAUCCUGAAGUGGUGCGUUGGCAUAGCUGUGGCCCCGAGUUUCGGCAAAUUUUACUGGACCCAGAAAGGCCCGUCCAAGGCCGGACAAGGGCGUAUUUUCUGUGCCAAUAUCCAGACCCCUGCAGGUCAAUCAGCAUCUUCAAGAGAUGAUAUUCGUGUCGUCUUGAAUGGGCUUCCGGAGCCGAUUGAUCUGGAGGUAGACGAGGAGGCGCAUACGCUUUACUGGACGGACCGUGGGGAGCUACCGCUCGGGGCUACUGAAAUUCUCAGCAGGAAUUUCAACGAGGCGAUUGGGCUGAAGUUGGACCCAGUCAAUAACGUCAUCUAUACGACGGACCUUGGUGGUAGUCUCUAUCGUUGCGACCGUGAUGGAAAGCACAAGGUCAAGUUAUUAAGCGACGAGAACCGGGCUCUGACUGGGAUCGCACUUGUUUGA